AUGGCGGACAACGGGACCACCUCCGUGGUUUCCGAGCUGAUCGACUUCCUCAACGCCUCUCCUACUGCUUUCCACGCCGUCGGUGGGGAUCGUCAAUCUGUGUCGAUAUCUCAGGAUUCCCGCUUCUUCAGAUCGUCCUGUUUCCGAUCCCCUGGCAUCAUUUCAAUGUGGAUUUAUUUCUCUAUCUGGAUUUUCAUUGAUGUUUCUGUGUAGACGAGGCGAAGAGGCGUCUGAAGACGGAGGGAUUCGAGCACCUGUCUGAGAAGGAGGACUGGAAGCUCGAGGCCGGGAAGAAGUACUUCUUCACUCGGAACUAUUCCACUGUCGUCGCCUUUGCCAUCGGGAAAAGGUGCGUCUAAUUUCUUUAGAGGUCAGUGACCGCAAGUAAUUGAACUCUCUCGUAGCGAAUUGUGGUAACGAUGAAUGUGGUCUUCCCUCCCUUUCGGCUAGAUACGUUGCAGGGAACGGCUUCCACAUCGUUGGAGCGCACACUGAUAGCCCUUGCCUCAAAGUGAAGCCCACCUCGAAGGUCGGAUACUGAAACUGUUCCAGCUUUCAUUUUUCUUAUACCUUUAUCUUUGUUGUUGUUGUUGUUGUUGUCAACCUACUAUUCCUUCGUGUAAGAAUCCUCUCGUUUAUUUUUUAUGUCGAAGUGACGUAUUUUAACCUGUUUCUUUCCCUGGAGGAAAGGAUGUUUUCACGUUCUGAUGCUUGCAUGGACGAGGUGGCGCUCCCUUUUUAGCUCUCGAAGUCAGUGUAGUGGAUAUGGAUUACUCGUCUAGUACUGGUUUCAGGGAUUAGAGUGGAACCGGAAACUUUAAUUUCUGUGGUUCUCAUGGAUGUACGUUAUGUUAAGACGAUUGUGGUAGUAUGAUUGAUCUCAUGCAGAUUGCGGCUUUUUGUUAGGUAUCUAAAGGUGGAUACCUCGAAGUGGGCGUCCAGACGUAUGGGGGCGGAUUGUGGCAUACCUGGUUUGAUCGUGAUUUAACCAUUGCGGGGCGUGUAAUUGUAAAGGAAGGAAAAGAUGCAUCUGUCUGCUACUCUCAUAAACUUGUUCGUGUUGAGGAGCCCAUAAUGAGGAUACCAACAUUGGCUAUUCAUCUUGACAGGUCAGGCUUCAGGACCUUAGCCCUUUCAUGUUUGGGUCUGUUGUAUUCUAGCAUUUGUUUUCCGUUAUAUCUAUUUCUGGUCUGCCUCGUUUUUCUGUGAUGCUUUGUUGCGUUAAAGUAUGCUCCUUACUAUGUGCAUACCACGUGCCAUUUUUCUGUUCUAACACAACUGGAGCAAUGAUUGUUCUUAUCCUUUUCCGCCCUAAAUUUACGUAGAAAAUUUAGCAGGUGGGCUAUCAGAAGGGACUAUGUGCACCACAUCUAGAAAAAUAAAUGAGUUGUGGAAUCCACUGCCAAAACUAAUGAAAUCUUUGCUCUGUCUACCACAAAGCUCUGUCAACUUGGUGGGAAAAAAAUUAGAUCUCCUUUGCGUGUGCCUUGUGAAUUGCCUUUUGCUCUGACAAAUGAUGUCGCACAGUAUACCAUGCUUUUAAAUAAUUGGAGUGUAUCAAUGUGCUCUUUUUUGGGGGGAUCAUGGUAUGUGUAGCGAUUGUUUGAUUAUUAUGACUCAAAUUAUUAUCGGACUUGAUUUGGGAAAACCACUGCGAUGGAGUGAGAUUUUUUGGUUCUUGAGGAUAUGUGCCAUUGUAAUCCUGCCGUUAUCAUUCUCAAAUUGUUCAGAGUGCUUCAUGGUACCCCUUUUUUUAGGGAAUCGGCUAGAUAGAUAGCUUCAUGUGCACAAAAGUCAAAAUAAAAAUAAAUUUGGUUAGACGAUAUUGCCAUUUUUUCUAGUCUCAGAGUAAAACCAUUGCAUGAACAGUAAAAAGAAGAAAAGGAAAAUAAAAAGUAGCUUUCUACUGGGUUUCAAGGAUUCUGCAUGCAAGAUGGGAAUGCUUAACUCUGACGCAAUUUAGUGAGAACCGUUGAGAAGGACAUUUCCUCUUCCUUCAACAUGCUUCUAGUCUACAUAAAUACUUGUAGUCAUCUCCAUUUUUUUUGGAAGAGGAGCUGGAUUAAUUGAGGUUAUACAAUUGGGUUUUUUUUUUACUGGCUAUUGGCAAACUGGUUUAUUUCAAAGUAGUUCCUUAUAACAUACAUCAGAAAACAAUGGUAUGACUUCAUCGUGACCUGUAAGUAAAAUUGCUUUAUUUUUUGGUUCCAUCCAAUAAUGUUCUGUUCCUGUCUUACUUUCAGGGGCGUUUCUGAGGGAUUCAAGGUCAAUACACAAAGUCACCUUGUCCCUGUUCUGGCAACAUUAGUUAAGGUGAUUUUAUCCUUCAGAGGAUGUUCGGCUAUGUUUUUUCAGUGGUUGUUUUCACAUUUCUCAUCAUCUGUUUGUAGAGCCGUUUGCUCUUAUAAGUAAGAGGUCAAUUCUUUUGUCCCCUCUACUUUUCUGUAAAUCUGCUGGUUUAAGUCGCGAACCUUUCAUAUAAGUAAGAGGUCAUGAUUUGGCAAUCUUUGCAUGCAGGAAUUUAUUGGUAUAUAAAACAAUUACAUGAUAUUAUUUUACUAAACAUUUCUUGAAGUCAUCAGCACGAUUACCAAGUAAUUAAUAUGCAUGCCGCUUCUAAUGUUACAGGAAGUAAUGGUCAAAGUUUUUGUUAGCGGAAACAUGCGGGAAAAAUAACUAUAUAUACAUUGUCCAUCGUGCAAAUAAUGUCAACUAAGGCUCGAAAUUUACAUUAUAUUGAUGAAAAUAUAUGCUUACGUCAUGCAACGCUUCUUGCAAGUAAGAUAUGUAUAUUGAUUGUCAGUGGCAUGACAAAAACAUGCUCAAGUCAUAUAACGUGAUUCCCAAGCCAUUAUGAAUACACAACCUUGUCUGACAUUUGUCUUUUUCUUUUUUGCUCACAUCACAUGAUGAUGUUUUCAAGGUUAGAUACGUGUUUGCUCUAUCAAUGUGAUGAAAUAAACUGGCGUAAGUCAUCUUUCGGAACCAUUAGUGUACGCAUUGUUACAUGGCAGUUAAGACAGGGUGGUAAAGCAGGCGCAAAACAGAACUAUCUUGUUUAGAAAGUGGCCAAUAAACACAGCUAAUGAGCUACAUCAAGAAGAAGAAAGAAUGCUGACUAACAAACAAGAGCACUGGGUUGUCGUAUUCUUAAUGGAUGAACCAAUCUAUGAGGAGUGAACCUGAAGCCUGAAUAAUCUCUAGGACAGACAUGUUUCCUAAAGAGCAUACGUUUUCGCUGCAAAGAGAUAAUUCUCGGAAAAGCUGCUAGGAUCAAGCUCAACGGUCUGAGCUUCUCUCUAGAUCCAUUGAUACUUUUUAUGGGUAGCUGCAUGAAUUCGCUUAUCUGUCCAAAGCGAAUUUGAAGCCUGAAUAAUCUCCAAAGCAGUCCUUUGUUUUCCUUAGAGCUUAUUGUCUCUUUCUCACAUUAUAUUUCUAUCUAUAGCUGGUUGGAACAGGCUCUACCAUCAUAGUUUCUCUCUUGAUGGAGAUGCAUUCCUUCUUUUGCGGUUUUUAACUAUCUUCUCCCUUACAAAAGAAACUCUCACACUAUGAACGAAUAUACAAGAGCUUGUUUAGAAACGUCAGUUAUUUGAGGCUUAUGAAACAUCCAAGCCAAUACUAUUGUUCUUAUCAUUCCGUUACUGUUACACUGGUACUGGAUUUGGUUUGGAAUAAACUUCUACCGGUUCUUUAAAGGGUUAAAGCUUCUCCGGUGACUACCAAAGUUAUUGUCUAAGGUUAUUCCACAUAUACAGGAGCAGAGAUCUGUAGGAACUUGGGAAGACUAAGAAAGGCUAUGAAGAUGCUUUCCACGGUAUACCAGUCAUCUCAGUGGUUUAAUUGUGAUUUCUGUUGGAAAUGGAAGAUGAAAAUACGAUACAUGUUUGGUGCAAUCAUUAAUAUAGUUUUAGAUCUUGCAUUUCCUCCAAGGCUACAGUAUUCCUUUUGGCUAUUCAUUAUUACACCAUGGAAUCUUUUAUAUGUUUUCGAGCUGCAAGCAUCAUUAUGCAGGAUUUUCAUUAUUCGAGACUGCUUCUUUUAGGAGUUUUCUGCCUAUUCCUCUUGUAUCUAAAAAGGUCCUUUUGCAGGCUGAGCUUCAGAAGAAAGUUGCAGACACUGGCAAUUCAAAGACCGCAUUGUCUACUGAUGGAAAAAACUCAAAUGAAAAAAGUACCAACGAUAACAGAAAGCACCAUUCUGUCCUACUAGAGGUACUUGGUUGCCGGAUCCACAUUCAUGUUUGUCCGUCUUUUUUUUCUGAUAUUGAAGACUAUGAUACCAUCUACAGUUGAAUCAUCCUGAUUUAUGUUGAUAAAUGCCUCAUAUACUGACUGGCAAUUGUAGAACGUGUCAUGGUCUCAGGGGAGAAAGCACGACCCUACUCCGUUUUAGUUACCUAUCACUUGUGAUAUUUUUUUUGAGUUAGUUUCAUGAUUUUCAGAUAGAAGCUGUCACGGCUGCAUAAGCACGCGGUUACUUUUAUUAUUCCCAGUAGUGCCUUGUACAUUGAUUUAUUGAUUUUUCCUGUUUAUGAUCUGAUGCUGACUGUUGUUUUAUGCAUUUUCAUGAUUGCACCAGCUUAUCGCAAGUCAGGCCUGCUGUGAGGUGGAUAAUGUAUGUGACUUUGAGCUGCAGCUUUGCGAUACUCAACCUAGCAUUAUUGGUGGUGCUAUGAGAGAGUUUAUAUUCUCAGGGAGGCUUGACAACCUUUGCAUGUCAUUUUGCUCAUUAAAGGUUGGUACCUUUCAUCUGGACUUUCUAAAUAUGCAAAACAGACCCCAGUAGACAGCCAUCUUCUAGUUAUCUGCAUAUGGUCAAAAUUCUACAAGAGCCCAUGUUAGUUGUUGUGCUCCUUGGGAUUGUAAGGACGGCACACCAUUUUUCUUUCUGCAUGGGGAUGGCUAUCACGCUGUUAGAUUGGAUGUUUCUUUCUUCCCGGUGAACUGAUUGUAGAUAGUUCAGGGGCCCAAAAGUGUAUUCAUCAAAAAUGUCCACCACAGUCUUUCCUGUGCUGUCAAUAUUCUUUUAGAAGAACGUCCCGAUUCUAAUCGUACAUAUGUUUGUCUUUUGCCAAUUAUGAGCACCGUCUCUUAUAAGCGAACUGCCCAUCUUGAAAUAAAGAAUAUUUGUGGGGGAACCUCCACAGUGCUUUUUAGUACUGCGCUGCCUUGGAGAACACUGCUUCAGUCAAUCCCAGUGCGAUAUGAAGAUGACAAGAGCACAUUAUUUCCUGUAUGUUUUGCUAAGACAAGAUGGCACAAACUGAAUGUGGAAUUUUUUUCGCGCAUAAAUUUUUGCUAUAAUGAGGGGAAUAAAGAACCGAAAGGAAAUUUUCAAUAAACUUGUAACGGACGAGGUAUUCAAAGUAUAUAUUUAUAUGUGAAUCGUGUCAACUCAAUUUCAGGCAUUGAUAGACUCAACAUCUUCUGAAAGUGCUCUUGAUGAUGAAUCUGGUGUGAGGAUGCUUGCGUUAUUUGAUCAUGAGGAAAUUGGAUCAAAUUCGGCACAGGGAGCCGGCUCUCCCGUUAUGUUUGAUGCUCUGUCAAGAAUAACGGAAUCAUUCAGGUCUUCUGAUUACAAGGUAAAGGAAACCCUUUCCAUUUUCUAUGGAUGAUUUGUGAGUUUCUAUUUUUGAGCGUUUCUUUCAUAUCAUCGAGAUCUUAAGUAUUUGUUUUGUCUCUUUAAAGUUCCGAGAUAUGGAGAAGCAUCUUUAAAUCUAUAGAUUCUGAAAAUCCGCUCAAAUAUAUGAUCGGGAUCCAUCCAACUCACUUUAAAAGGGGUCUAAUUGAUGCCUGUAGAAAGCAUAGAAAACGUUUUAUAGUUUAACUUGCACUGUGUAUACUGAUUGAUUCAGCGUACUACAUUCGACCUUUUCUGAUAUAUUUCUUUCAAUUAUUUACAGUUUCUUGAAAAGGCUGUACAGAAGAGUUUUCUCGUGUCUGCUGACAUGGCUCAUGCCUUACAUCCUAAUUAUAUGGUAUGCAAUGUCCUAUUCACUUGUUAUUAUUUGAAUCAUUUGUUCCAGUACGUGUGAGGCAAGUAUCGAAAAAGAGCAAGCAACUGCUAGCUUUUUGGGAACUUGCUCAAAUAUUUCUUUCCUUAUUUCCACAGACACAAGCGUGAGUUUUUUUGGUAAUAUUAAUUUCUUAGUAACUGUCUAAUCAAUUAUAUUGUAGCAACGGUCCCUUAAAUAUGUCCUCUAUUGGUUUAUUUUGAUAUAUUGCUUCAGGAUAAGCAUGAAGAAAAUCAUCAACCUAGAUUGCACGGAGGCCUUGUUAUUAAACACAAUGCAAAUCAGCGCUAUGCCACCAAUGCUGUUACUUCGUUUAUAUUUCGAGAGAUUGCAGGAAAGCAUAACUUGCCUGUUCAGGUGCGUUUCCUUCUUAAGCUGGAUUCCACUAUAACCCUUAUCACUUUAAAGUGAAAAUAUUCUAUUUGGCUAGAAUUUGUUUUUCUGUUCGCUACGUAUAUUGAUUUGUUAAAGUAGCUAGCAAUUACAUUGAAAUAUAUAGUGCAUAAAAUAACUUGAAGGACGAAAACAGAUGAGGAAAGAUUUUGGGCUAAAGUUAUAUCAUGCUGGGAUGUAUCAGUGACCUAAAACAACUAUUAGUUACAACUCCAUCAAUGGAAUCUAACUUGAAAGUCUUGUCAACCAACUCUUGUCCAGUAACACACCGAGACAAAAGGAAUACUAACAGAGAAUCCAUUAGUCAUUACUGUUCUUUCGGCUAUUCUAAGGAGAGCUCAAUACCAAGAGAUUUGAGAUCCUUCAUUCAAGCAGCAGUACAAGAAGGUGGACAUGUGGUGAUGUAAAAGGGUUAUGGUAUCCUUGUAGUCAGCCGGUGCCCUAGCCAAAAGGGCUGGGCAGAAAACAACAUGGCAAUGACCGACGGUCAUUGUAGCUCCAUAACGUGUGUUGUAUGGUGUUGGACGGUCUAAUUGAAUGGAAAAGAAGUCCAUUUUGCCAUUUUGCCGUUUAACUAAAGGAAUGAUCGAAAAUGUGAGCUUUCUAUUGAGUUGAUUUGAGCGAUAGGCCUGAACCCACUGAGACCCAAAAGCCAAUGCUUCUGUUAGCCAACACUGGUUCUAAAACCGUUUAAGAAACCACCGGGGGAGAUCCACUGAUUAACAAAUCAAUUGAUUUAAGACCAUUUCGGAUUAUCACUAUUCAAGUCAUCUGAUCUGAUAGUCACUGUUGUUUUCCUUCCCUUGGGAAUCAACUUUUAUUUACCUGUACACAAUGGCAUCAUUAAGUAUGGGCCAGUAAAUAUGGGGUCUUCUCUUCAUAUUUAUAAUUUGUUGACUGCGCAUUAUUGGCAUUUAUAGAUCUUCUUUCAAACCAUACAUUUCUGACUUGGCCAUUCGUGGUCUUUUGAUUUACAAUUCAUGAAAGAAAGUCAAGCACAUUCUUUGAUGUUAUGUUACAGUGUAGAUAAUUCCUCUUACCCUAGUUCUGAGAUGGUAGAUCUAAGGUUCUUGAAAGAAAGUCCAGCCCGUUCUUUCAUGUUAUGCUACACUGUUGACUUCGAGUUAUUCAAUAGGAGCCAAUAUCGGCAAUUCUUUAGAACGUUGACUUUUUUUAAUUACUCGGGGGACAUUAUUUUUUCUCCUUUUUUCAAAAAAAAAAUGAUGAAAUGAUUCUUCUUUUUCAAUUUUGGAAAAACAUACAGCACACUAAAUACUCGAGCUGGCGCUUUUGGAUUCGACUCGGAAUCAUCCCUAAUAUGUGGAUGGAAUGAAUGAAUUGAAUCAGUAUUUUGAGCAAUAUCGUCUGCUCUGAUUUGGGUCGAGUGUUUCUAUUUUUGCUUUAGUAAUUAUAAUUUUUAUAUUGGAACAUCAUAUUAUAGUUUACCUUCGUCUGUCCUAACCAUGGGCCUUAAUAAUUUAUUGCAUAAUAUUUUCUAAUUAUACAUGCCGAUAUAAAACUUUUCGACUUAUCUGGGCACUCUAUUCCAAAUGUUUAAAAUUUCCUUCGUACAGGACUUUGUCGUUCGCAAUGACAUGCCAUGCGGAUCAACUAUUGGGCCCAUACUUGCUAGUGGCGUCGGAAUCCGUACCGUUGAUGUUGGCAUUCCUCAGUUGUCCAUGCAUAGUAUCAGGGAAAUGUGCGCAGUUGAUGAUGUGAGCCAUGCGUACAAGCAUUUUAAGGCCUUUUAUGAAGAAUUCACCCAGCUCGCUGAGAAGAUUUCAGUGGACAUGUGA
This is a messenger RNA of Spirodela intermedia, 8205 nucleotides long. The record is from the annotation of a GenBank genome assembly. NCBI's taxonomy places the organism in Eukaryota, Viridiplantae, Streptophyta, Magnoliopsida, Alismatales, Araceae.